Molecule: messenger RNA, 961 nt
Organism: Culex quinquefasciatus (southern house mosquito)
Lineage: Eukaryota; Metazoa; Arthropoda; Insecta; Diptera; Culicidae
Product: glycine-rich cell wall structural protein
Exons: 2
Coding region: 90-776 (228 amino acids)
Source: RefSeq, a predicted model, not a curated record
CCCUAUCCAGUUCUAGCCCGGUAUCAUUGUGCGACCAAAGUUCUUAAGGUACAUAUCGUCUUAGUCAUUCCAAAGUAAGAGUACAAAAAAUGAGAUCCUUCGUGUGUGUUGCCGCACUGGCUUCCAUGCUGGCCGUGGCCAGUUGUGCCCCUUACGUUAUCUACCUGGAGGAGGCUCCAAUUCGUGUGGUUCGCUCUGCUAACGUUGGAUUCGGUGGAGGUGCUUCCGGAAGUGCGGCCAAUGCCGGUGCUCAAUCAUUCAACCAGGGUGGUGGCUUCCCAGGCUUUGGCGGAGGUUUCGGUGCAUCCGGUUCGGCUGCUAACGCCGGUGCUCAAUCGUUCACUCAGGGUGGUGGCUUCCCAGGAUUCGGAGGUGGUCUUAGCGGAAGUGCCGCCAAUGCCGGAACUCAAUCGUUCACUCAGGGAGGACACGGAGGUGGUUUGGCCGGAAGUGCCGCUAAUGCUGGAACUCAGUCGUUCACCCAGGGAGGACAUGGAGGUGGUCUUUCCGGAAGUGCGGCGAAUGCCGGAUCUCAAUCGUUCACCCAGGGUGGUGGUUUCCCAGGAUUUGGAGGAUUCAGCGGAUCGGCUGCCAACGCUGGAGCUCAGUCGUUCACCCAGGGAGGAGGCUUCGGAGGUCUGAGCGGAAGCGCGGCUAACGCCGGCACUCAGUCGUUCACUGCGGGAGGACACGGAGGUGGUCUGUCUGGCAGCGCUGCUAACGCUGGUGCUCAGUCUUUCACCCAGGGUGGUGGUCACCCAAUCGGAGUUCACUAAACUAAUUGACCUGGAAAAAUUUGCAUUUGCAAAUGGCGAAAGAAACAACAGACUGCUCGGAAAUAAAGACAAAUUACCUCUCGGUACUUAUAACUGGAAUUAAAACCUCUUGUUCUAACUGAUGGUACGACAUUGGUCGACUUGUGAUGAUAUUAAUGUUAAAAAUAAAUUGUUCAAGAACCAAA